GCAGAAUGCGACACAGGAAGUUGCGCAUUACGACUGCUGGUGAAGUGUUGCCAUAACAGGCAAGUGGCUAACGCUAAUGUUUGCUAACUAAUUAGCACGAUAGGUGUCAGUGUUGUGUGUGUGAGAGUUCCAGUCCGAACCAUGGAACAGUGUGCAUGUGUCGAGCGGGAGCUGGAGAAAGUGCUCCAUCGCUUUGUAAUGUACGGACACCAGUCUGAGGAGAGGCUAGAUGAGCUCCUGCGCAGUGUCUGUGAAAUACGAGGACAGCUAGUUGCCUUUGGAGUACAAGAUGCAGACUUAUCAGUCUUAUCUCAGACUAUGGCCCAGUGUUGUAAGAAUAUCAAAGAAACAGUGCAGAUGCUAGCCUCUCGACAUAAGGACAUCCAUGGCAGUGUAUCAAAAGUGGGCAAAGCCAUUGACAGAAAUUUUGAUGCAGAAAUCAGUGCUGUGGUGGCAGAGACAGUGUGGGACACACCAGAGAGACAGAAAUACUUAAGUGAGACCAUUGUGGAGCACCUGUACAGACAAGGAAUGCUCAGUGUAGCAGAGGAUCUGUGUCAGGAGUCUGGUGUAGUUAUAGAUAUGAGUAUGAAGCAGCCUUUUCUGGAGCUGAACAGGAUCCUUGAAGCUCUGAGGAUGCAGGACCUCAGGCCGGCACUAGAGUGGGCCGUGACGAAUCGGCAGCGCCUUCUCGACCUGAACAGCAGUUUAGAGUUCAAGCUGCACCGCUUGUACUUCAUCAGUCUGCUCAGUGGAGGAAUCAGCAACCAAAUGGAGGCCCUGCAGUAUGCCAGACAUUUUCAGCCCUUCGCCUCUCAGCACCAGAGAGAUAUCCAGAUCCUGAUGGGCAGUCUGGUGUAUCUGCGUCAUGGCAUUGAGAACUCUCCGUACCGCAGUCUGCUCGAGACAAAUCAGUGGGCAGAGAUCUGUAACAUUUUCACCAGAGAUGCCUGCGCUUUACUGGGCCUCUCUGUAGAGUCUCCACUAAGUGUUAGUUUUGCAUCAGGCUGUAUGGCUUUACCAGUGCUGAUGAACAUCAAGCAGGUCAUAGAGCAGAGACAGUGCAGCGGAGUCUGGACACACAAAGAUGAGCUACCUAUUGAAAUUGACCUUGGAAAGAAGUGCUGGUACCACUCUGUGUUCGCCUGCCCGAUUCUUCGGCAGCAGACCUCAGAGAGCAACCCUCCCAUGAAGCUCAUCUGUGGCCACGUCAUCUCCAGAGACGCCCUCAACAAGCUGACCAAUGCUGGAAAGUUGAAAUGCCCGUACUGCCCCAUGGAGCAGAAUCCGUCACAUGCCAAGCAGAUCUACUUUUGAUACCGCACACUCACCUCAUGAGUAAGGAUGAAGUUCCCUGGAGCUCUUUGCAUUUCCAGGACCAUUUGCUCUGGCCCUUUUCCUCUGUCCCUGGCCUCUUGGCCUGUUAUUGUAAGCAUUAAGGUUUUAUCCCAGUGCUCCUCUGGACAGCCUUGGCCAUCCCGUAACCCACCUCGGACCCUCCAACUUUGCGUAGUACACAGAGUCCUGCGGAGAUGGUCCAACUACAACUUGUAGUAGAGUGAGGAGUCUGUCAAUAAAGAGAACAUCUUCACGAAGAAGCACCUCUGAAAAAGGAUCAUUCAUUGAAACUCAUUUGCAAAUACCUGCAGAGUUAUAGGCUUAUCUUUUAAAAAAUGUAAUACUUUAUAGUGUUUGUUUUCUCAGUUUUAUCAACUGCUUGAGUUGGAUGACUGCUUCUUUUUUCUUUUUCUUUUUUUGACAGAAGCAGUUAAAUGAUUAUGGAUGGGUGAGUGUUGGUAAAUGGCAUAGAUAGGCAGUUUUUGACUUCUGGAUGGUAAUAAACUUCUAUUAUACCUGACAAAAACCACAGAGUAAGAAACUGUGUAGUAGGUUUAUUAUUUGCUGGUGAGGGGAACUGUGGAGGUGUGUCUUGAAUUGAACUCUUUGAUUGUGACCCAUUACUCCUCCAUAAUGUAAUAAAGGCCUCACGUAGCUUGAAAGUCACUGUUGGCUGAUGUAUCCAUUUGAUCAGUAGAACAAUUAACUAACUCAUCAAUGGUGGAACAGCUAUUUUUGUGACUGACUGCACCAGCAAGAUUUUCAUCAUUAUAGAAGCCAUUUGUCUUGUUCUAUGUAUGUAUUUAACAAACAACGACAAAAAGGAAACUAAAAAUAUAUACUACUGUGAAAUGUGCUUUGUUUCUAUUUUUCAUCGCAACCGCCAGAACGGCUCAUGUAAAAUAGUAAAUUAAACUGAAGAGCAACAUGCAUAAUCAACACUACUGCGUAACUUUCAGAACUAACAACUCAACAGUUCGCAUCACGGUUGUGCCAUCGCCUCACUCUGUCCUGCAUUGUGUUUCCUAAGCUUGCACGCCAUGUGAUUUGGAGAUGUGAAGUGGUGUGACGGUAGCCGUAUGGUCUGACUUGCAGUGACUGUAGGCUUGUGAUUCAGCUUUACUCGUCGUGAGUGGGAGGGAGUCCUCUGAUCAUUGUGGCUGUUGUUUAAUAUAUAACUUAGAAAAUGCCUCUGCUGCAAUAGGUUUGGCUUUUAUUUUAAAUCGACUCAGAAUAGAAACAUUAAAAUCCAUACAUUUCCUCAGGGCUCAUUGUAACGGUUCAUACCACACCUUGCAGUUAGUAUUAAAAGUUGUACAUUUUAUAUAAGGAGUCUUGAACAAAGAUUACACAUAUUUCAUUAUUGAGGCUGAUAGUUUGGGUGUUGCAGGAGUUUGUGUAUAUUAUUCAACUGGUGAUGUGUACACAUACACUUGGGGAAAGCGUGUCACAAACUCCAAGCCAUUUGGAUGUACAAUACAAUAUGUUUAGGUGAUGAAUACUAAUAGUGCAAGUUCCCGGUGUCCUCUUGAAAAUGGUGAUGUCACCUCACGCUCGAGUGAGGCUAAUUUGUUCAGCAAGCACUGCACCAGCAUAGCUCACACUGACAAUGCAACAUUACCCUCAGUUUGAAGUCAGAGUUUCAGAUAAACAUUUAUUUUGGGUUCAUUUGGAAUGGGUUAAAGCACAUGUUUUGUGUGGACUUUCACUGAAUUUCUUCUGUUUUUCUUUGGUUGACAAUCAUUCAUUGCUUCUUUGAGUGUUCCUUCAGAUAGACUGCUAGCGCUCCGUACUUCUGUUGUAUUAAUUUUGUUGAAUGUUUGCAUUUCCUGCUUUUGUGUGUUAUGCAACCUUUAUUGUAAAUAUUUAUCCUCUAACAUGUUUCAUAUACUUGCAUCUGAAAUUCAAAUAAAAAUUUAUACUCCA
Molecule: messenger RNA, 3264 nt
Organism: Seriola aureovittata
Lineage: Eukaryota; Metazoa; Chordata; Actinopteri; Carangiformes; Carangidae
Gene: rmnd5b
Product: required for meiotic nuclear division 5 homolog B
Exons: 10
Coding region: 142-1317 (391 amino acids)
Biological process (GO): proteasome-mediated ubiquitin-dependent protein catabolic process
Cellular component (GO): nucleus; cytoplasm; GID complex
Molecular function (GO): protein binding; ubiquitin protein ligase activity
Source: RefSeq, a predicted model, not a curated record